Sabethes cyaneus is the source of this 3906-nucleotide messenger RNA. RefSeq names its product serine-rich adhesin for platelets-like. Gene Ontology annotation, molecular function: protein dimerization activity; DNA-binding transcription factor activity. The transcript is spliced from 4 exons. Gene Ontology annotation, cellular component: RNA polymerase II transcription regulator complex. Gene Ontology annotation, biological process: positive regulation of transcription by RNA polymerase II. The record is from RefSeq and is a predicted model, not a curated record. NCBI's taxonomy places the organism in Eukaryota, Metazoa, Arthropoda, Insecta, Diptera, Culicidae. Bases 114 to 3872 code for a protein of 1252 amino acids.
AACCUACAGGUUGAUUGUGCUUGCUUGCUCUACAAAUCAAAUUGGUUCGGUUUUUCAAAGCCUGUAGCCACUAAAAAUGUGCCCAAAUCCGUCCUGCUUGUGGGGAAGUUAGAAUGACCAAAAAGAAACCGUCGCCGCAAAAUCGCAUCUGGGAAAAGGAACGUCGUGACCGUCUAAACCAAACAUUCGACAACCUCUCCAAAUUGUUGCCAGAAUAUGAACCGGCUACGCAGCUCAGUAAAAUCGAAAUCCUCCAGCGGGCGAUUGAGUACGUGGAGAAACUACAAGACAAGAUUAAUGCGUUCCUUGAAGAACGGGAUGCACUACUGAAAAAACAUGUGGAUGAGCUCGAGGAACGUUUACAAGCGUUGAUCGCUAGGAAUGAAGAUUUGGCCGCUCUACUAAAGAAGGCUAACAUCAAUGUACCACCUUGUAAGCAUGGUUCCGGAGUAGAGAAAGAAAGACCGGAAGAAAAACCAGCUGAACCUCAAGAGGUCGGCAAAAAUGCUAGUAAACCGAACAAAAAGACAUCACCCAGGAAACGGAACAAGGAGCCGGAACCAUCCACGCAAACGGAAGCUAACGGUGAACCCGCUCUUGGGUCAUCGAAUAGCAUCGUUACAUCGAGUGCUGCGGUUAAUAGCCUCACGAAUGCAUGCGUGGUAAUGACUGAAGCUAACGCGGCAACUUUGAAGCCAGCAGUAACUACAACUGAUGGCAGUUCCGCGGCUUCGGUCAUACCGAAAAUGCAUUCCACUUUACCUAGCACUUGUUUCGUGAUGGCAAACAAUCAAAUUGUAGGAACCCUGAAACAGGCCACCGGUGUGAACGUUACGCCGGCCCUCCUUUCUACGCCAAUAAUGGCCACUGGAGUCCUUAUAUCCAACAACGGUAGCGUGCUCCAGAUGCCUCUCGUUCCGCAGCAAUCAUCCCUGUUAAUCGUAAGUAACGAAGACGUACGAUCUAAGAUAAGCCUGGAGAAAAAGAGCAGGUCCAGUGCAGAUUCAGCCAAAGCACCGGCGAAAAGCAGAACGUCUAAAGGUGCUAAAUUUAGUAUCAAAUCUAUUGACGUGAUCCCAGGACGAAUUGUCAACGGAAAGAUUCCGAUACCACCGCUAAAGCAACCGCCUCGACCGACUAAAAAGAUGCUGAGAGAAAUUUGUAGGAAACGUCGCAAACGGAAAAUGGCAGAACCUAAAGAAAGCGACGCAAAGAAGCCCAAAAUCAACGAAACGGAAUCGGCAACAGUGCCGGAAAAGGUGGCGUGUGCUCAAAAAUCUACAGAGGAGGUACAAAUGUCGAAGGAAAAACCGGCAGACGUUGUGGAAGAAGCCAAAGAAGCAGAUCCGAAACAGAUUGAAGCUUCUUCACUAGACAUGAACUUGGAUCAAACGGACUUAUCGAAUGAUAUUUUUGCCAAUCUGCAGGUUCCGGAUGGCGAACCGGAUGACAAUCAAGGGUCGCUGUCACCCACGGCAGCUUAUCUUAUGAAUUUCCCUCUGGUUGCCACUGGCGGAAAAAUUGCUGGAAAUCAUCACGUGGACGCCCCAGAAGGGGAUGUUUCAGAUGUUGCAGAAGUGGGCAAGAAAGUCUCUACGCAACAAACCACUGACAAUAACUUAUUGUUGGAUAAUUUUUCAUCCUACUUUAGUACUAAUGUUUAUGGUGGUGGAUCAGAAACUCCAGUUACAGCUGCAGCUCCCGAUGGACAGAUAAGUUCCGUGGCUACCUGUACUAGUUUUUCAACUAUUUAUCAAUCGAUAGAUAGCAUGCUGGAACAUAAAACGGCACGCACGAAAAGCAAUUCGGACUGCCGAUAUAACGCAACGCCUUUCACUUUCACCUUGACCCCAACAAGCACAACCACCAGCACACAACCAUCAUUUGACUACAGACAUCCUUCAACGUCUAGUUACUAUUAUUCUACUCCAGUGGCAACUAGUAAACCUAUGGACGACUAUUGCAUACUAAAACCAUCAAUUGUAACCGAAUUCACGUUCUCAUUGACAAGUACUACUCCCAGCGUUGCUAAAACAGUCCAAUCCCAGUAUGCAAACAGUUCUAUCCAUACGUCAACAAUUACUACUUCUUCGUACAACACGUACGGCAACCAGCCGAAUUUCGCCAAGUCGACCAGCUACUCUGCCAACUACAUUACAGGAACAACGAGUCAGAUAGACACGAGGACUUCCGAGAAAUACGAUUUCUUAGAAACGGAGAAACCGGCAACUAGCUUUACGUUUUCGUUGACUUCAACAACGAAAACAUUGCCCAAAUACACACAAGCUAGUACAUCUUCCGCAUGUGCAAUACAGAACAUUAUAUCAAGUUCAUCAACGUUAAACAAAGUCGAGGACUGCUUGUAUAAAUCUUCUAGACCAGGAGGAGUUCAUGGUCAUCAAACUUUAAAAACGACGCCCAAACAAAAAUCAAGUUCACAAUCUGUCGCCUCCGGGUGCAAUGCCAACUAUCAAUCCCAAUCCGGUACGGGGUACCAUCAAUCCAAGUACGACGUCCCUUGGAUGGCAUCACAAGACCCGAAACCCAGCACCUCACUGAACCAAGACUAUAAUCAAAUAAUGCCGGCAUUAGAUUUUAACGCUGCUCCCUCACAUUCAUAUCAAACCAACAUCGAUCUUAGCCGUAAAUCGGAUAUUUUCUUCGCUCAUCCAACCGGUGAAGAAAACCUUGCCACGUGGUCUCCGAGUAAGCUCACUAACAUCCUGAAUGACACCUCCUCACCUUACUACCCACCCACAACCGUUAGUUUGCCGAAUCUCAAUGGAGACCUUGCUCUGAACACAAUAUCCAGCGGCUAUCAGUCAACUCCUGGUACGGUAAAACCUACGACACAAAACAGAAAAGGAAACGAUUCGAGUAGCACUUUUCUCUCCGUGCAACAAUUGGUUGAUCAACCAAGAAAAGCUACUAGCAAAAAUUACUCCAGCUGUGGCAAUUAUUCCACUCAUCACAAGCCACCUCAGAAUAACUACUCUGCGGAAGCUUUGAUUGCCAGCGCUUCCGGAAGUACCUCAAGUAAAAAGGAAAAAUACGUCAAUGACCCAAACUUCAACGGCUACACUUCAUACGGUACCGACGCAAGCGUCGCGUCUGGUCUAUCGUUCAAUUUUGACUACCCAACAGACUACAAUAAAAACUACAAUUAUACCUGCCAGCAAAACUACAUGACCUCCUUCAUGGAUAAUGGCUAUGGCCUACCAGCACUUCCGGCACCAACCGUCACCAGUUCUUCGUCGGCAGUUACCAACUACGGAAGCUACGGUUACGGUCCCGAAAAGAAACAACCCGCAAGCUACUACCCGAAUGCAUCCUCCUAUCAACCAACCGCUCCAUCGGACAUCCCUUACUAUGUUCCAUCCAGUGAGAAACGGUCCGCUGCCCCACUGGCAUCUACGAAACCGAAAAAAGCUCUCAAACCCUUGGCUCCGGCGAACGAAUACGCCAGCGCACUUCCGUCGACCUCCGCUUCCAGCUACUUCCCGGCGAUUCUGCCUCCGCCUCCGCCGAACCUGGCGGACGAUCCACUGUGCUAUAGCAACAAUUUCAGCUUCAACCCGGCGGGAACAACGAAAAACCAUUCCAGCAGCGGUAGCGGCAGCAGCAGUAGCUGCUACAAUCAAUCCUACCAUCAUCCUACCAGCAGAACGGUUCCCGGCUAUUGCUUCGGCAGCGGUGCCAUUCAAUCGUUCGCCGCGACACAUUGCGCAAGCAGCAGUAGCGUUUCGUCGAAUUCGUUGGCGAACUUCAAUCUUAGUACCAUUUGUCCGGAAAUCAGCGAAAAAAAUGCAACCGCAGGGGGAGCCGUUGCGGUAGCUGCCGGUACGGCAAUAACCGGCGGUGCCGGUUGGUGAUAAAUUAGAUGGAUGAAGUACUAUUAUAAUGUAG